Messenger RNA from Pseudovirgaria hyperparasitica, 1667 nucleotides. RefSeq lists its product as uncharacterized. The coding region runs from base 292 to 1416 and encodes 374 amino acids. The record is from RefSeq and is a predicted model, not a curated record. The transcript has a single exon. NCBI's taxonomy places the organism in Eukaryota, Fungi, Ascomycota, Dothideomycetes, Acrospermales, Acrospermaceae. Gene Ontology annotation, molecular function: pyridoxal phosphate binding; molybdenum ion binding; catalytic activity.
GGCAGACCGAGCACUAGUAGGGUUAGGCCCACUUUCGCAACUAAUAUCAAUUUAAUAUGAUAUCAUUGGCUCCAAGACUACUCUCCAGCCGGGAUGCCAACCUUAUAAAUCUCGACUACCGCUUCAAAUCGUUGCACUCCACCAACUCUUUGCCAAACCUCGUAGUCUUCAUCGAUAUACUCUAGGGCCUCAUACUAGACGUCGCAUACUGUUCGAAUUAGCUUGCAUUUGUUGCACACCAAAGCCCGUAGGCGUUCAGAACUGGCUGCCUCAAGCAGCAUACAACUCAAGAUGGACGUAGAGAUAUCUCUCCAGCUUCUUGUGGCAGCCUUAUUGAUUUUUGUACUCUCUAUCAUUUAUUUGCGCCGCGCCUUGACGACUUCGAAGUCUACGUAUCGACCUAUUCCUGUUCAGCGACCUAAUAUACGCCCAACAACCAUUGUGGAUCUUCGUGUGUAUCCCGUUAAGUCAUGCCGUGGGUUCUCAGUCAAAUCAACGAACCUUCUCCAGUCCGGUCUCGAGCUUGAUCGACAGUGGAUGUUCGUGUCUUGGGAUAUGAAACAGAGCAAAUACAAGUUCAUUACCAUUAGGGGCGAUAGCAAGAUGACCUUAAUUAACACUUCGUUAGACGAUAAAACAGAUGAACUCGUACUUACUGUGGACGACCCCGCUAUCCGCAUUGCAGUGCCAGCAUACCCGACAGAGGAGUGGCUUCGAAGGAAUACAGAGCGCGUCGAAGCCGAGAUCUGGGGCAGGAGUACUGAGACCCGCAUGUUCUCCGAGAAGCUUACAGAGGAGAUCUCGUUAUUUUUGGGCAAAGAUGUGAGAUUGGCCUACAAAGGGACGCACACAGCACCUCGGUUCCUUCGUGGAAACGGAGCUCCUCAGUUUCUCGGGCGACAACAAAGUCUCGGGUUUGCCGAUAUGAUGCCCAUUCUUGUGACCACUCUAGCUAGCUGGUCUGAAUUACAUUCACGGCUUAAAGUCACCGGAAACAUUGGUGAUGACUGGACUAUUGAGCGAUUCAGACCCAACAUCAUCCUUCAAGGGAAUAUACCAUGGGAAGAGGACACAUGGAAGAUGCUCCGUAUAUACAGCAAGGCUCAUACGGAAACAGACGCGAAGUCCAGGGAGGUAGAUCCAGCCGCCACUGGACGAUCGUUCAUAUUGGACGUCCCCUCUCGAUGCCUGCGAUGCCAGGUCCCAAAUGUCGACCCGAAUACGGCUCAGAAGAACAAGGAACAGCCGUGGAAUACGCUCAUCAAGUAUAGAAAUAUUGAUGGGGGCAAUAAGCACAAGCCGGCAUUUGGCAUGUUGUGUUGUCCGAGAAAUGAGGGUAGGGUUGAAGUUGGGAUGCAAUUGGAAGUACUCGACACGGUGAAUGACCACUUCUUUCUGAGUCCUAUGAAGGCUUGAGUUUUCAUAUAUCUAGCCUGUAGGGGUUCUGAUGAAGGCAUAGUAGACAAUACUCUGUUGCGUGGGAAUUGAAUGCGUUAACUGGUCUAGCUAGGAUGAUGCAUAAUGCCUCACACCUGGGUCAAGACUGGAAAAACGAUGACCUUAUAUCAGUGUCAGAUGUACCCUUUAUUCAAUGGUCUUGAUUCUAGAGUAUGUAGGACGUUAGUUGAAUCGUUUAACUAUGCCUAAUUUGUCGUCCGCAUCGAGCC